AUGACAAACACAACGAACCCACCAGAGUCCUAUGAAGCCCUUCCUUUCAAGACCAUAUCUAUUUCCCAUGUCCCAGAAGCCUCACCCACCGCUACCAAGGUAGUCAUCCUAAAAUUAAAUCGCCCGCGCCAGUUCAACGCCGCGACAGCGGAAAUGAUCGAAGAGAUAGUGGCGGCAUACCAAUACUUCGAUACCGAUGACCGCGUCAAAGCAGUAGUUGUAACAGGAUCAGGGCCAGCAUUCUGCGCUGGCGCUGACCUCCGAGUCGGGUUUUCUACACUGAUCGAUGAUCUGAAGAAGGAUCCCUCGAAGAUCGAGUCCCACAGAGACGGAGGCGGGCGAGUUGCCCUAGCAAUUCACAACUGCUCCAAGCCCACCGUAAUGGCCAUCAAUGGCCCCGCAGCAGGAUUCGGAAUCACCCUAACACUACCCGCAGCAAUCCGAGUAGCCUGCGCAAACUCCAAAAUCAGUUUCGCUUUCUCACGACGCGGACUAGCAAUGGAGGCCUGUAGCUCCUUUUUCCUGCCGAAGCUGGUGGGAAUGUCGCGUGCGCUGCACCUGGCGACGACCGGCGCAACUUAUACCGCAUCUGACCCAUUGCUGAGCAACCUCUUCUCGGAGGUAUUGCCAACUCCGGAGGAGACUGUUGCCUCGGCGGUUAGAAUUGCUGGAGAGAUUGCCGCGAGCACAUCUACUGUCAGUACAAAGGUGAUGCGUGAUUUGAUGUAUAGGGCUCCGGGGAGCGCGGAGGAAGCCCAUUUGUUGGAAUCGAAGGUGUUUCUUGGUAUGUUGAUGUCCCGAGAUAGCGCGGAGGGUAUGAAGAGUUUUGUGCAGAAGAGGAAUCCCGAGUUUAAGGGAACUAUGGGUCACGAUGCGCCUGUUGGUUGGCCGUGGUGGGAAGCCGUUGACGUUGCUUCGAAGGCUAAGCUGUAG
Molecule: messenger RNA, 933 nt
Organism: Aspergillus pseudonomiae
Lineage: Eukaryota; Fungi; Ascomycota; Eurotiomycetes; Eurotiales; Aspergillaceae
Product: ClpP/crotonase-like domain-containing protein
Exons: 2
Coding region: 1-933 (310 amino acids)
Source: RefSeq, a predicted model, not a curated record